CUGCUCGUCAGCAACAGUAAUAUGUCAACCACACGGAUUUUUUGUGUUUCUCCGUUUUAUUAAUGUUUCGUUAAGUCAAUUCCUCAAAAUUUCAAAGUAUAGUGGGAGAUCAACGCUGAGCUCGCGCGCGCCUUAUCUCACACGCGAUCAACGCUAAAUUUAGUGUCAGAGACGGAAUUUGGCCAGUUGCCGAAAAUAGACCAGUUAUCAAACGGAGAUCGAGAUUUAUCCCCUCCUGCCCUCUCAUAAUUAGCGAUACCAGGCCAAGCGAACGAUUCAUCAGGCUACCACCUGCCGCGACUUCUCCACGCGGUCACGGAGAUGCAGCCGUUUUCAGAUUAAAACAACGGCGCUUCCUUUGAGUACAUCUUUUGUCGAAAUCAAUCGAAGCGAUGAAGAACACGUGAAAAUUAACGCAUUUGCGCGGGAAGCUGUGUGGUAGGUCCACUACAUGAAUGCCAAGGAUGGGUCCUCUUCAAAUCUGGAAAGCUCAAGCGAAGACAAGAAAGACAAAAAAGAAAACAUCGAGAAUGAAGAUGAAAAUCCCGGAGAGGAAGUGGUGACAAAGACGGAUGCGACAGAUUGUGAUAUCAAAUGCCUCAAAGAGGAACCAGACUGUCUGGAAAACAAAUGUGAGUCGUCUUUAGAACUGCCUUUAGAACCAACCCUUCACGAACGAUUUUUGCGUAUUAAGCAAACCGUGAAGGACGCUAUAGCUGCCCAUCAUACUUUUAUGAUUUACGGCAAGUCACGGGUCAUUCGCGAUUGCAUGUUGAAGCGAGGAUGGUGUGAGAAAUUUUAUCGCAGGAACAGCGGCGGUGAUCAACAUUUCAACGUCGAUUCUAACCCAGUGCUUCUACUGGCUGGUAUCGGCGAUUUAAAAGAUCAGCAAAGUGAACGUUUAUUGAUGUCGAGGAUGCUCGCCAAUCACACCGUUGACUUCCUGUGGAAUACUGGGUCCGACUGGCCCGGAUGGCCUGCCCAAGAUAAUAAAACUACUGUGUUCAAUCGAUAUUGUCGAGCUGGCUUCACAUCUAAGGUGGGCUUGUGUUCAAGCGUCAGGCAAAUGCAUUGGUAUUACGAAGCUGGAGUGGCUAACACUUUGUUUCCACGUUGCUACAACAUAUGUCAAAGCGACCAGAUGCACGCUUUCGUCGAGGACUUUCGACUCACAGGCUGUCUAAGUCUCUUAAAAUGGUUGGUGGACAAAGUCAAUGCCGAGGACGAAGACGUUGUGCGUUCACCAACCGGCACCGUGCCUCUCAAAGCUCUUGACUUCGCGAUCAAAAGAUGUAGUGACUAUAUCAGCGCCCAAUCACACGAGGAUAUUGAUCAGGAAGGUGAAAAGGUUUGGUCUCAUCAGUGGGAUCAAUUUAUCAAUUGGUAUUAUCAGAUAGUUCGCGAUCAAGCUCUCUUCGUUCGCACCAACGUGCCCUUCAACAAAUAUAUCCUGGCUUCGAAGCACGUAUUAAAGAAGAUGAGGAAGUACUGGCCGCAGAUUGACAUGGACGGCGUAAUGAACAUGUGGAUUCUAAAACCUGGGAACAAAAGUCGGGGACGCGGUAUUGUUCUGAUGAACAAGCUGGAGGACGUAGUAGCGAAAGUAAAUCCAACAGGCAAACCGGACACGCGAUAUGUCGUGCAGAAAUAUAUCGAACGGCCGUUACUGAUUCACCACACAAAAUUCGACAUAAGGCAAUGGUUCAUCGUGACGUGUGCUCAACCUUUAACUCUCUGGAUGUAUAAAGAAAGCUAUCUUCGUUUUUGCUCGCAAAAAUUCAGUCUGGAUGACUUUCACGAGUCGAUUCACCUGUGCAAUCACGCAAUUCAAUGCAAAUACAAUAACUGCGGCGACAGAGAUUCUGCUCUACCCGCGGACAAUAUGUGGGACGCAACGACAUUCAAAGAGUUCCUCAGUUCUCAGGGUCAUGCUGACGCGUGGGAUGAACAGAUCUAUCCAGGAAUAAAGCAAGGUUUGGUGGGCUCGUUAUUGGCUAGUCAAGAGGCCAUGGAUCGACGGAAAAACAGUUUUGAAUUAUACGGCGCUGAUUUUAUGAUCAUGGAGGACUUUUCCGUAUGGCUGAUCGAGAUCAACAGUCAUCCGGACAUGAGCUACUCUACCAGUGUUACUACGCGAUUGUGUCGACAAGUGAUGGAAGAUACCAUUAAAGUCGUAGUAGAUUUUCGAGAAGAUAAAAAUGCGGAUACUGGAGACUUUGAGUUAGCAUAUAAGCAAAGAACGCCGAGUUGCCAACCGUACUUAGGUGCAGCUCUGUCGCUUCAAGGUACUCGUAUCACCACCUGCGAGAAGAAAUCGAGUCUGUAUCAAGAUUCCAAAUCUAACUUAGUCGCAAGAUCUCCGAUGACGAAAAAGAAAUCAGUGGUACAAAGCAACAUUGGGCCAGUGAUCGUCGAUCUUAUCGAAGAACUGGAGAUUCAGCUCGAUCAAGAAUUGUAUUCUUAUUACAACACCGAUUUGCUUAAGUCGAGACCAGCACUUCCAGCGACUGCACCGACGAAGCCUUUAAAAGCGAUUUCUGAUGAGAAAGCGGAAACUAUGACAAAGAGUACUUCAGCAGGUACAACAUCUAUCAACAAAACAAAAUCACCAAUUCCAUCCAAAACUAACGUCCAGAACCACGCUAAAUCUUCGAAUAAUGGAAAAAGAUCUUCACAUAAACCGGCACGAAAGUUACGCAUGUCCAUCAACACUGCAGGCAGCAAACUGGAUACAUCCCCGAGACAAACGUUGAUCUCGAAGAUCAUGGCUCUUCAAGAGGAAUCAUCAAACGAGGCGCCUAAAUCCGAGAAAUCGUUGAGAAAAAAUGAGGACAAGAUCAUCAAAACAGCGAUACGAGAUGCCGUGAAGAAGUACAAAAGAAACGUAACUAUUCGGCCAGAAGUACCACCACUGCCUUCUCUACUUACACCGCCAAUUAUGAAAGUCACACCCGUGUCGACGACGAAGAGCAAGAGUCGCAGCUUCCCUAAAAAACAAACGCACUAUAAAAAAAAUAAAAUGUUAACAGACAUCUCCGAUAUGUAUGCUGUCGGUUUGAACGGUUUACAGCAGUUAGAAAAAUUACUCCGGACACCUGCAGAUUUUAUAUGGUAUACGAAUAAGAGACCUGCUAUAAGAACGGACGACAAGACUAUCGUGAAUAAAUUUGCUGGUAGCUAUUUUACAUCCAAGGUUGAUAUGUGUAACAACUUGGAAAAAGCCUAUUGGUUUUACGAAACUGGUGUGUCAAAUAUACAAUUUCCUCGAUGCUAUAAUUUCUAUCAAUCAGCGCAAAUGGAGGAAUUUAUACAAGAUUAUUAUAUCACUGCAUGUUUCGGGAUUUUAAAAUGGUUUACGUUACUCGCCAACUUGGUAGGCCCGAAAAAUACCUGGUCCCCAAAUGGAACAAUCCCUAUAAAUGCGAUUUCGUUCGCCUUGGAACGCUGUGAAGAAUAUAUAAGCAUUCAAAUACACGAGGACAUAGACCGUACAGAUUGUGAGUAUACACCUCCUGCCUGGGAUCAAUUUUUAGAUUGGCAUCAUGAUAUAAUAUACAAACGCGUUGUAUUGAAAGAAACCGACGAAGUUAACAUAAAUGAGUUUGUAGUAUCUGUGCACGAUGUAAUGAAAGCAAUGAUAAAAUAUCGACCGCAAAGUAUCAUCGACGGUAUAAGAAAUAUAUGGAUUUUAAAACCAGGUGACGACAGUUUAGGUCGCGGAAUUGUUCUAAAAAGUUCUUUGGUUGAUAUCAUUGCCAAGGUGAAUCAAGCAGCGAAAGAAAAUAUCGAGUAUGUCGUGCAGAAAUACAUAGAGCGACCACUGCUUGUUCAUAAAACAAAAAUAGACAUCAGGCAAUGGUUUCUAAUAACGAGUACACAACCUCUUGUCGUAUGGAUGUUCAAGGAUAUCUUGAUACGAUUCGCUUCAAAAGAUUUCACUCUCAGUGAUUUUCACGAGUCUAUUCACCUGUGCAACACGACGGUACAGUUGAAGUAUCGACAGUUACCGAGAUGCAAUUCUGACUUACCUGAGCAACGUCAUUGGAAUCUUCAAGAUUUCAAGGAUUAUCUCCAAUCACGCGGUCAAAAAUUGGCUUGGGAAAAGAUUAUUAGGCCGGGAAUAAAACAAAAUCUGAUAGGAGCACUUCUGGCAUCUCAGGAUAAUAUGGUAAAUCGUAAAAACAGCUUUCAAUUGUAUGGCGCUGAUUUCGUCGUGGCCGACGAUUUUUCGGUGUGGCUGUUAGAAAUAAAUACAAAUCCACGAUUGCAUCCUCCAAGCAGCGAAGUUACCGCGAAACUCUAUCCGGAAGUCAUUGAAGACGCAAUGAAAAUAAUCUUGGAUCGGCGUAAAAACAAAAAAACAUCCCAAGGAAAAUUCGAAUGUAUUUACAAGCAACGUAAUCCAUUUUACGGCGUGAAUAUUUUGGGACAAGGCGCGAGUCUUGGCAUUCGUGGCAAGGGUUUAUUCGUGACGCCGAAAUCAUCAACGUAAUAUAUAACUGUAAUAAGUAAUUGUAUAAAAUAACAAUUCUGAAAUUCAUCUAUCAGAAAGUCUAUAUUGCAAAGAACUGUCGCAAUCUCUAUCAUAAUCGGUUAGAUAUAACGCAAGCAAUUUCGUAUAUUAGCAUAUAAACAAAAUGUCAUAAAUCACUUGUAUAAAAAAACAAUUUUCUUU
Trachymyrmex cornetzi is the source of this 4675-nucleotide messenger RNA. RefSeq names its product tubulin glycylase 3A. Gene Ontology annotation, biological process: protein polyglycylation; cilium assembly; cilium movement. NCBI's taxonomy places the organism in Eukaryota, Metazoa, Arthropoda, Insecta, Hymenoptera, Formicidae. The transcript is spliced from 23 exons. The record is from RefSeq and is a predicted model, not a curated record. Gene Ontology annotation, cellular component: axoneme; microtubule cytoskeleton. Gene Ontology annotation, molecular function: ATP binding; metal ion binding; protein-glycine ligase activity, initiating. The coding region runs from base 452 to 4492 and encodes 1346 amino acids.